UUUUUUUUUUUUUAAAACAACCGGGCUAAAAUGUAUGUCAUUUAUGCAGGAUAGAAGUUUGGAGGUUUGAGUUGUACAGAAAAUAUCCAAAUCGCAAAAGUAAAUGUUUAUUAAUGAUGGACAUUAAUUUUGGGGCAUAAAAACCUGAUGGCCAAAUAAUGAAAGUGUCUUAAACCAGAGGGGGCACUAAUUUUUGGUUUCUUUUGGAUUUUGAUGCCAAAACACCAUUGCAAAUUAAAAUUUUUGAGUUGCUUUAAAAUAAAGUUAAUACAUUUUAUAUAUAUACAGUAUAAUGUGUGUGUGUGUAAAUAGUAAAUUAUCCAUUUCAAAUAAAUGGAAUUUCAAGCUGCAAGUAUAAAAUUCAAAUAAGGAUGUAAAAUGGCAAACUGAAUUGUCAAUUGAUAAUCGAAUAUCCGUUUAAAUUAUGGGUAAGCUUGUCACUGAGACGAAAGUCUACAUUGUGAUUUUCUCAAGUCUUUCAGUGUAAACACGUUCAUUUGUAUGAUCAUAUAUGACCUUUGGCACACUAAAGAACAAAUUUUUUUAAGGAAGUCUUGUUGUGGAAGUCAUUUUUGCAGCUCAUUUCCCUACCUAAGAUAACUCGAUCUCUGAGGCACCACCUUUUGCUGCUUGGUGGAGUCAACCUCGGCAGCAUGUUGAUUUUUGAUAGAUAUAUAUACUGUGACUCUACGAUUGUUUAUCAAUAGAGGCGCUUCCAUUGACUAUGAAAUUGCGCAAAUUGGAUUUGCAAUAAUAAAUUGGCUUAAUGGAAGCAUGUCAAUUUCUCGAAAAAAACUUGGAGGAGGUGGUUUUCGAAGCUGUAUUAAAAUUGACCUAUUUUGAAAAAACUGCAAUGAAAACACUUAUCAACUAAUUCUGACUCUGGGAAAAGCGGCUUUCCAUUUUGGCUUUGCACGAAGCGUAAAGCCACUUGUCUCCGCUAUAGAACCAAUUGGUUUGCCAUGAUUGUGUAAGCAUUCACUACUGUAAAGUGGUGUGUAUCGGCGAAAAGCUGCUUUUCUCUGCUUCAGAACUUGUUAGCGUUACGUUAAUUGCGUGAACAGUUAAAAAGUUUCGGUAGUCAAAAGCUGCCGCUAAACCUCCAAACCAAUUGACUGUAGUACGGCUGCAAACAGACCCUCACACUUAAAGAAGACGGAGCAUAAGAAAAAAAUAUCAAAUGUUACGGUAACAGCGCACAAAACUAAACUAAACAUAAUUUCUUAACUCUGUGUUUGCUAACGUCUCCCAACUUGGUCCUCCUUAUAAUGUCAUGACAUUUUCAGAAUAAAAGGUCCAAAAUUAUAUGUUAAAUUAUUUAUAUUGCAAAAGUGUUUGCAUCUGAAGGCAGAACUGUAACACUAAAGCUAGAAAAAAUGCUAAUGAACAUGCUAGUGACAUGCUAACAAGUUCGGAAUUCUAAGAUAAACAGGCUAAUUUUCAAAACCUGUGUUUUUGAACAGUUUCUGAGGAAAACAUAGCUUUUGCCAUCAUUUUUUAAGUAUAUUUAAACUGUGUGGAAGGUAAAAACAUGCUAAACAUGGUUUUCAGUAAUUGGCAUGCGAAACUAUCAAAUUGAAACAAUGAAAAUGGAAAACAUCUCUUCGUGUCAGUAUUUGAAACACUAGCAUUAACACUUUAGCAUAAACAUAUUUUUUGCAGGUGGCAUGUACCAACUGGAAAAGGACUUUGAUUGCUUUAAAACAGAAUGAACCAUAUCCUGACCCCAUGUCCUUUAAAAGUAACAUGGUCCACAAAUUUGAUAGAUUCCGACUCCUGAAGCACUAUUCAAUGCCAGAAAGAAAGGCAAAACUAAAGCACUACACCAAGUUUCUGUUUGUCCGUGAUCCAUUUGUGCGCCUCAUCUCCGCUUACAGGGACAAGAUGCUGAAUUAUGAUCAGUACUUUUAUGAAGGCUACGUUAGAGUCAUUUUGCAACGCUAUAAAAACCAGAAGAAUGUACCUGUUAAAUAUAAUGGGACAAAAAGAACGUAUCUCAAACCUUCGUUCCAUAACUUUGUUCAGUACAUAGUUGACCCGCGAACAGAGAAAUAUGCACCGUUUGAGCCUCACUGGAGGCAGAUGCAUCGCCUGUGCCACCCCUGCCUUGUUGAAUAUGACUUUGUUGGCCAUCAAGAGAGUCUUCAAGAAGAUGCUCGGCAGCUGCUGAAGAUGUUAAAGCUAGAAGACGCCAUUAAGUUUCCUCCAUCAUAUGAAAACAUGACUUCUGGUAAUUCUGUUAUGGAAUGGUUUCAAGGGGUACCAAUAGAAGACAGGAGGAAGCUGUACAAAAUCUAUGAAAAAGACUUUCAACUAUUUGGCUACAGAAGGCCAACUGAACUGCUGGAUGACUGAGCUGAUGUCAAGCCCAUGGCACACAGCCACUGCUACAUUUUGCGCAUAUUGCACUGAUGAAAAUUGGUCAUACUUGAACAUGCGUGGGAAAAAGUGAGAAAAGUUGCGGUCUUUACAUGAAAUUUUCACAAAUGUAUUAUGAAUGAACCACCCUAAAACCACGGAAGAAGAACAAAUAAACCACGCAAAGAGCAUGUAAAGCAAAGUAGAACAUGAACGGUGCGUGAUUAUUGCGCUGUUUACAUGCAAUUCAUUAGUGAUUCGUGCAUCAAUUACUUAAUUUGAAGGUGAUAUGUGUGCCGUAUGCGUGAUGUAAAAGUUAUAAACCAGUGGUACAUGCGUAAAAAGUCUGUUAGACACACGUGGAACGGCCGUGGAAAGCCACAAAUUUGCAUCUUGCAAUAAUCACACACAAUUGCAUAAGAUUUCUGUAAUAAUUAUGUAUUAACUAUGUAAAAUACGCAUUAACUGUGUAAUUCUCAACCAACCAAAAAUUUUGAGCAACUCAAAACCGAAUUCACAUAAAGACUUGUGGGCUGAAACGCUUGAUGGACAUCUGCACACAUUGACGAAUGCAAGCAACACUCUUGAAUUACGGAUGUCAUGCAUGUAUCACGAAAGACCGAAAUUACAUACAUGUAAAAAAAAUGCACAAAAUGUACGCAGACAUUUAGGAGUUCUCCUGUGCUCAUUCACUUCAAUGUUGAAACUGCCUCAGAAAAUGAACAAACCACAUAAUUUCACACAACAGACAGCAUAAGAUUUGAAUAUUGACACUUUAAAAUUUCUAAAUGUUAAUUUUCAGGCAUCAUAAUUCACUAACAAGAAAAGGCAAAAGCCCCUGCUCUUUCUUUCUAUGAUAAAAGAAACAAUGUAGAAUUGAAAAGUUAGUAGUAUAGCAGCUUUUUUCUGGGUUGCAAUCACAAUUUCAAUCCAAUAAUGCUGUUUUAUAAUAAGAAUGGAUUGGAUUUUCUAGACACUCAAGGCGCUUACAAUGUGUCCAUCAAUCAUUCACUCCUCAUUCAUGUUUGGUGAAUUACUGAUGUAGCCACAGCUGCCCUGAGGCAGACUGACAGAGGCGUGGCUGCCAGAUUGCGCCUUCGACCCCUCUGACCAUCACCGAGAUCAUUCAUACACAUUCACACACCCGUGGAGCAACGGUGGAGGCAGGAAUGGUUUGGUGUCUUGACAAGGACACAACAACAGUUGACUGGGGGGAGCAGGGAUCGAGCCACCGACCCUUUGAUCAUUGGCCGACCUGCUCACCCGCAUGGGCCACUGCCGCCCACCUUUUACUUGUGUUUGUACUUGUCAUUGACAAUAUGAGGUUCAUGGGGUGUAUGUGUUAAUGGAUGGGGGUAGGGAAUAGGUUUGGGUGGGUUUUAAUUUAUUUUUUUUAAUAAUUUCAAGUUUAUUUAUUUUCUUCAACUUGUCCUGUCCAACAGCUGAGCAAUCAGAUGAGAGUUGAAGGCCUCUUGUGUUAGACAUAUCUUACUGUUACAACCUGGGGUUAUGAAUCUUCUCAUACACAAAGUGUAUAGUUGAAUAAACCCCAUUUGUAAUGUAAACUAAACUUUAUUUAUGCUAAUUAUAUUUGUAACCGUUUUUUGUUGUUGUUGGACUGGACAGAAAAGUAUUUAUUUUUAAUUGUAAAGCGCUAAAUAAAUAAGCAUGGCAAGCAUUUAUUUAUAAAUAAAGUUGGAUUCAGUUUGAACUAGGCUUCUCUUCCAAUUCCAAAGCAAUACUUUUGUUUUUUUAACCUGGAUUUGAGAGAAAAACUACAUUAAUUUUUCAUUUCUGAAAAUCUUCUGUUUUAAUAAACAAAGCCAUGCUGUGUGUUCUGUUCAAGCUACCAUGUUUUAUUCGACUUAAGCUGUGAUUUAUCAAUAAAA
Molecule: messenger RNA, 4247 nt
Organism: Oryzias latipes (Japanese medaka)
Lineage: Eukaryota; Metazoa; Chordata; Actinopteri; Beloniformes; Adrianichthyidae
Source: RefSeq, a predicted model, not a curated record